UAUUACCGUUUAAAAUGAUAACAAUGUUUAUCUUAUUACGCGGUCAUUGUAAUGAAGUCUAAUCUCAAUUUAUUACUGUUUAUAUAUUAAUGUUUAUAUUAUAUACAUACAGUAAACAUUUUGAGUAAAUGCUUAUUAAAUAUGUGUUGGACGAUAUCAGUACUUAAGCGAAUAUCAAGGAUCCAAGUGAAGCGACAAUUAAACACAAUGAGCAGUAAAAAAAUAGCAGUAUGUCAAAUGACAUCCGUAGCUGACAAAGUAGCGAAUUUAAAUGUUGUUAGUCAAUUGGUAAGGGACGCUGUUAAAGAAAAUGUUGAGGUGAUAUUUUUUCCAGAAGCAUGUGAUUUUAUCUGUGAUAACAAGCAAGACACAAUAAAUUCAGCCGAAUCAAUAUUAACUGGUAAUACUGUUAAGAAGUAUAGGGAGUUGGCGGCUCAGCAUAAUGUCUGGCUGUCUAUGGGCGGAGUGCAUGAAAAGGAUGAAAAUAAUCCCAAGAAACUCUUCAAUACACAUAUAAUAAUAAACAACAACGGUGAUAUAGUUCAGACAUAUAGAAAGAUACACUUAUUUGACGUAGAAAUACCGGAGAGGAAUAUACGGUUGAAGGAAAGUGACUUUUGCACCCCAGGCAAGCAGAUUGUGGCACCCGUUGACUCGCCUAUCGGCAGGAUUGGUCUAUCUAUCUGCUACGACAUGCGUUUCCCAGAACUGAGCACGGCUUUAAGUAUAAUGGGUGCUGAGAUUCUAACUUACCCAUCAGCUUUCACUUAUGCUACUGGGUCAGCCCAUUGGCACGUUUUGUUGAGAUCGAGAGCGAUAGAAAAUCAAUGCUACGUGAUAGCGGCCGCACAGACCGGUAACCAUAAUGCGAAGCGUCGGUCCUAUGGGCACGGCUUGUGCGUUGAUCCCUGGGGCGAAGUCCUAGCUGAUUGCGGGGACUCCAGUCCUAAUUAUGCGAUCGCGGAAAUAUCGGACAAAAUAGUGAAUGUCAGACGGAACAUGCCAGUGUUUCAACAUAGACGACCGGAUGUAUAUUCCCUCUACACGUUAAGUUUACGCAACACACUCCCCGAAGAGCAUUCGGAACAGAUUACCCCGACCGCGACUCAAACCCAACACACAACAUCUGGGCCGGUUAAUAUAUUCGGACACGUGAAAGUUCCCGAAUCGUGUGUCUUCUAUAAAUCGGGUUUGACGUACGCAUUCGUUAAUCUGAGGUGUGUCAUCCCAGGCCACGUGCUGGUGGCUCCGAUACGUGUCGUGGAACGCAAUAAGGACUUGACUGAUGAUGAAGCCGAUGACUUCUAUAGAACUGUUAGAUUGGUCCAAAAUCUUAUGGAGAAGGUUCAUGAGACGCAAUCUUGUACCGUCACUAUACAGGAUGGUCCAGACGCGGGGCAGACAGUCAAGCACCUACAUUGUCAUAUAAUGCCGAGGAAGAAAGGAGAUUUUAUUGAAAACGAUUUAAUAUAUUUGGAAUUAGCUAAGCAUGAUCAAAUUAGACCCGGUCAUCCAGCAAAACCUGCUAGAAGUUUAGAGGAUAUGGAACAAGAAGCGGCGAUGUUGAGAGAAGAAUUGAAGAAGAUGACAAAUGACAGAUAAUUGUUAAACGAUAUAGAAUUUUAUUGUUAUGUAAAUAAAGGUUACAAUCGUGUACAUUUUGAUAGGAUUAUAAAAUUUUUAU
Messenger RNA from Vanessa atalanta (red admiral), 1684 nucleotides. It is a transcript of the gene NitFhit, whose product is annotated as nitrilase and fragile histidine triad fusion protein NitFhit. Gene Ontology annotation, biological process: nucleobase-containing compound metabolic process. Bases 142 to 1602 code for a protein of 486 amino acids. The record is from RefSeq and is a predicted model, not a curated record. The transcript has 11 exons. Gene Ontology annotation, molecular function: hydrolase activity, acting on carbon-nitrogen (but not peptide) bonds, in linear amides; bis(5'-adenosyl)-triphosphatase activity. Lineage: Eukaryota; Metazoa; Arthropoda; Insecta; Lepidoptera; Nymphalidae.